Messenger RNA from Electrophorus electricus (electric eel), 4626 nucleotides. RefSeq names its product ankyrin repeat domain 24 (gene ankrd24). Lineage: Eukaryota; Metazoa; Chordata; Actinopteri; Gymnotiformes; Gymnotidae. Gene Ontology annotation, molecular function: actin binding. The record is from RefSeq and is a predicted model, not a curated record.
UGUGUGUGUGUGUGUGCGUGUGAGCCAGUCACUGCAGUGUGCUCAGCAGACAGCAGAACAGGACAGGAUAGGAACAAGAGCACACUGUGUUACAGGAAGCAGGCUGUUUGCCUUAGCCACUGGCCUGACCGCAGCCGAUCUCUGAGGUGACAACGCAUCCAGUGAGUGAAUCGUGACUUGUGGUGAGCACUCGCUGUACACUGUACUCUUAAGCUGAUCUAGAAGUCUCAAGUGUGGUCGGAUUUGAGCUGACUCAUUAGAGCAGGUAGCCUGCAGGGUUUUCUUUUAGGUGUGUCGCACUUUGGCGUCUCAGUUUAGUUAGGUUUGGCUUGGGUGUGCUCGCUGGCGAUAACGCGUGGAGGGAUAUGGUGGAGGUGACGCUCAAGCCUGGAGCUCUAUGGAUCCUCAGUUCAUGCAGAGCCUGAUGAAGCGCAUCUGCUUGUGUAUCGGAGAGCUGGUGGUGGGCCAGCUUCCCAAAGCAAAUGCCACUGACGUUUCAGAAGACAGCGAAACUCCCCGUUUGUUGUUACGUCUGCCGAGCGGUUUGCCUAAAGCGGGUUGUGUUGGUGUGCAUUUCCAGAGCCAGGACUGGAGUAAGAGCGAUGACAGGUUGCUCCAGGCUGUGGAGCAGGACGAGCCUGAGAAGGUUGCCGCCCUGCUGGUGAAAAAAGGACUCUGCCCCUCCAAGCUGGACACAGAGGGCAAGUCCGCCUUCCAUCUGUGUGCGUCGCAAGGCCGCUUGGACUGUCUAGAGGUCAUCCUUUCUCACGGCGUGGACAUCAACAUGACGGAUGGUGCAGGUUAUAAUGCCCUCCACCUUUCUGCAAAGAAUGGACACUCAGAAUGUCUGAAGAGACUUCUCCAGGAGCGGAUGCCAGUGGACUCGGCAGACAGUUACGGGAGGACCCCGUUACAUCACGCUGCUGUCAACGGCUGCCUGUCCUGCACCGAGACCUUAUGGGACUUCAAAGCUGACCUGGACGUCCAAGACGGAGAUGGAGCAACACCACUUAUCCUCGCGGCCCAGAUGAGCCGGGUGGAGCUGUGUGUCUUCUUGCUGGACAGGGGCGCUGACCCCAACAGGCAGGACAUCCAGGGCAGGUCGGCCCUGAUGCUAGCCUGCGAGAGUGACAGCUUAGAGACGAUGGAAGCGUUGCUGAAGGGUGGGGCCAAACCGCACCUCACGGAUGCCCUUGGGCACGAUGCCGCCCACUACAGCGUCGCUGCCGGCAGCCAACGGCUCACCCAGCUGCUGCAGCCUGGAGGAGGGGACGCAGGUAACGCACACGCAGUGGCUGAUGGAGGAAGUGCGGAGCUUUCCCCUGCUGCCACUGCCCAGGCUGGGGCAACAACACCACUCAAGAGGAAAGCCCCCCCUCCUCCAAAGUUCCCCCGGCAGGGUACGCACCCUUCCCCAGGCCUGCCUGCUCCUGACCCUAUCCAAUCACAAGCGCCCCAGACUUCGGCUCCUCCCUACCCAGCCCCCCGGACACAGCGCCCAUGGCCAGAUAGCCUUGCAGAGGAUGAGGAAGUGUUUGAAGAGAUUCGAAGGCUCCGAUUGGAGAGAGGACGUCUGCUACAGAAGAUCAAAGCCAUGGAGCAGCAACAGAGUAGUGCCACCGCUGAACUGGAGGAGCUGCACUCCCUCAGAGAGCGUUUACGCAUAUCCGAGGCAGAGCGUGACCUCCUGCAGGUGGCGCUGGAGGAGCUGAGAGGGUCUCAGUAUGGCGGCGGCGACGAUCCGGAUGACAUGCUGGACUUCCCAGGUGCUGAGAGGUUGCUGUCCAGACAGUCACGGGACGCCGAGGUCGAGACAUCAGAGGCCCGGGUGGAAGCCUCGUCCAAAGAGGAGUUGGAGCAGCUCCGUGGGCAGGUGGAUGAGCUGAUCGCGCAGAAUGCUGACCUAGUUCUCAAAAUCCAGAUGCUGGAGAUGUUCGAGAAGGACGACACAGAUUUGCAAAGCUCCGGUCCAGACUUUGUGCCCACAGCCCUGUAUGACUCCCUGAGGAGGGAGUUCGAGGAGCUGCAGGACAAAUACUCGAGAGCGCAGGCUGCUAUUGAGGGCUCGAGCAUCGCCACCGAGGACACUGGGUCUGAGGAUAAGCCUGACGAGACCGGUGAGAUGGAGUCAAAGGUGGAGCCUUCAGGCGGAGGAGGAGAGCGCACAGAGGAGAGCGUACAGGAGCAGCUGGCCCAUGCCCGAGCUGAGCUGAUGGAGCUGAGGGAACAGGUGCGGCUGGGGGUUUACUCCGUGGAGGCGGCAGGGUUACCCACACACGGCCCCUGCGAGGGCCAGGAGGCGGGGUCGAACUCGGACACCCAGCGGCUGACAGAGAGAGUGCGUGAGCUGGAGGCGGAGCUCGCCGGCAGGCAGGCGGUGCAGGGGGAGGGGUCUAACCAGGGCGACGCCGACACAGUCCGACAGCUGAGGCAGAGGGUGGAGGAGCUGGAGUCAGCUCUGCAGGAGAAAGAGAAGGAGGAGAGCAAGAGAGUACGCAGUCUAAGAGAGCGGGUGGGCGAGCUGAAGGCAGCCCUGGAGCAGCGCCAGGGGGCCGGGGGCGAGGUGGGCGGGGCUGAGGCAGAGGGUGGGCUGCAGGCGCGGGUAGCGGAGCUGGAAGCUGAGCUGGCGCAGAGUGUUCCGCAGCAGCAGCUGGACGAGGUGCGGGUCACUCUGGGCCUCCAGCUGGAGCAGCUGGCCCGAGAGCGCGCGGAGGCCGCGCUGAGACUCAACGAGACGCUCCUGGAGCUGGAGAGGCUCCGCCCUCCGACGCAUGCCGGCGAGGACGAGGAGGACGAAGACGAGGAGGAGGAGCGCUCCGAGAGGUCCGUCGUAUCGGAGUUUUCGUUAAAGCUGUUGCCAGGCAGACGGACUCUGGAGGCUGUGCAGGAGGAGCUGGAGGUUGCCAGGCAGGAGGCCGCCGAGGCGUUGGACUGCCUGGUCGCCGAGAGGGAAGGACGCGCCCAGGACGCCCUGCAGCUGAAGGAUGCGGUACCACUGGCCAGACACCAGGAGGCGCUGUCUGCCAUAGCGCAGCAGCUGGCGCAGACGGAGAAUGAGCUGCAGGCGGAGAGAGCACUGCGGGAGCAUGCCCAGGCCGAGCUGGCACGACGAGAGAGCGAACUGCAGGCUGCCCGGCAGGGCACGAUCAGCAAGGAGGAGCAUGAGAAGACCAGGGCCAAGCUGCAGGAGAGCCAGGACACUGCGGCGGCCGCGCAGGAGGCUCUGAGCGCCAAGGAGACGGAGCUGAGGGAGCUGCGCUCGCAGAAGGCUCUGGAACAGGGCCUGGUGUCCAAGGAGGAGCACGAGGCUCAGCGCCUGUGUCUGCAAGCCGAGGUCAACGCCCUGACCGCCAGUCUGGCCGACCUCACGCGCAAGCAUGAGAAGACCUGCAAUGAGGUUUUCCAGGUGCAGAGGGAUGCUCUCUUCAAUAAGAGCGAGCGCCAGGUGGCCGAAGCCCAGCUCCUCGCUGUCCAGCAGCAGCUGGCUGAGCUGCAGGCUCAGUCCACCCACGUCCAGCAGCUGCAUGACGACAUGCAGCACUCCCAGAGCCUGAUCAAGGAGAAGGACCGCAAGAUCACCGAGCUCUCUAAAGAGGUCUUCCGUCUGAAGGAAGCCCUGGGCGCUCUGACUCCUCCCCUGGGCAUAGCCUCCUCCUCCCCUCCUUCGGCGGGUAUACCAGGGCAGCAGCUGGCUUUACAGAACCGAGUGUCUGCACUAACUCAGCAGCUCCAGGACUCGGAGCGCAAGCACAAGGCAGUGGUCGCCAUCUACCGCUCACACCUCCUCGCCGCGGUGCAGGGGCGGAUGGAUGAAGAGGUGCAGACCCUGCUGCUCCAGAUCCUCCGAAUGUCCCAGAAGAGCCAGAGCGCUUAAAGCAGCCAGGGGCCCGGGGUCUUCACCCCCACCGCCUGCAGAAUGGUGUGCUCGCGGGCCAGCUGGACUGACCGUGCAAAGGCACGGUGGGCGGACUGGCGUUACGUCAGAGGUCCAAGACAGAAUGAGCGUUACUGUAAUGGACGAUAGCAGGUAUAGUUUUAGAAAGUGACAGAGACGAAUAUAUUUGACAGUACCUGUGAAGCUUUGUUAGCUUAGAGAGUACUGAUCAACAAUUUUAUACAUGUCAAUAAAAGCAAAAAAAUGCAUUGCUGUUGUUUUUUCAUCUAUCAUUUUACCAAAGCUUCGAACAAGACUUUCUGAGGCAGGAUCGAGGUCACCUUCUCAAUGUAUCCUGAUAUAUACUGCUGAUCACGUGAUCAAUAAUUUUCAGUAAGACGAUAUCAGACAGCAUAUAUCACCCUGAGGAAAUCUGGGUUUUAUUUCUUCAGUCUUCUGAAUACUUUUUCAUGACCUUCUCGAUUAUUUUCUAAUUUGAAAAAUGUUUGAAAAAAAUGUCUUUUCUGACACGAUGUUUGGAAAUAUUUUCAUUUAAUUCUGCAAGACAUGGCCCUGUUUUCUGAAUGCAUGCGUAUCCCCCGCACCUGCUUGUGAAUGAUUCUAGAUUGUGCCUCUGUGUUUUAUAGUAUUUCAGGAUGGUGUUAAUGUGGGUCAGGUUUUUUUCUCAGGCAAGGUGCAGAAGUCCUCCUGUCACGGGCUCUCACGAAACUUCACACGUCAGCUUGUGAGCA